Molecule: messenger RNA, 498 nt
Organism: Symbiodinium sp. CCMP2592
Lineage: Eukaryota; Dinophyceae; Suessiales; Symbiodiniaceae
Source: the annotation of a GenBank genome assembly
AUGCCCUGCAGACCCCAGCACGGCCUGUCAUGGCAAUGUGGUCACAAGCAGAGAGCAGAAUGCGCACGCCCAUCAGAGGUUGAGGCCGCUCCCACUGGCAGGAAGAGGCCAGCGAAAUGUCACGGUCUAGCUGUGCCUACAGGCCAGCUUCAGGCAAGUAUUGAGUGCGUGCCGAUAGAGACGCACGCUUCCCAAAAUUGCUGGUGGCACGCAAAUGCUUUGCUUUCUGGCAUGAGUGUCGAAGUUGCUCAGCUGUUCGUGGUGCGGCGCUUGAGCACCGAGCUGCCGGAUGUCACUGCAGCGCAGUGUUUGGGGUUAUUGUGUCCAACCACAUCGACCCAAGACAUUGCCUUGGCGGUUUAUGCUUUACGGGAAAGGUACCUCACCGGUCUGCUCGUGCUCCACGAGCCUAGUUCUGGAGCUUUUCUCCAGAGCGGUAAGCAACUCGCCCCGAAGCCCGAGAUUCUGCCGGAGCAGAGUUUGCGGCCCGGCCUCUGA